AAAACGGAAUUCCGUGUUAACGUCAGAGGUAAAUGUAAACAUGGAGUUGUGAUAAGAAAUCGACCAUGUCUCUGCCACGUUUUAUUAGAAGACACAGAUUAACAUGGAAAAUCCUGACACUGCUUGCGCUAGCAAUAUGUGGCGUUUACUUUUACAGCCGACCAGGCCAAAAAUCGACUGUGGUUGACGAUUCAACUCUGCGUUUUCGACGGGAACGCUUUGAAAGAUACCAGAAAUUGGAGUCAAGUCGAACCGGUCCCGGUGAAAAUGGUCAACCUGUUCUUUUGACAGGGGCUGAGAAGGAGAAAGCAGACUCCUUAUUGGAGAAAGAGGCGUUUAAUAUCGUCGCCAGCGAUAAAAUCUCACUCGAAAGAUCUGUGAAGGAUGUUCGUGAUAGCAGAUGCCAUGCUCUUACAUACCCAAAAGAAUUGCCAAAAGCAAGUGUUGUGAUAAUAUUUCACAAUGAGGCCUGGUCUCCAUUGUUACGUACAGCACAUAGCGUUGUUAACCGAUCACCCCCAGAAUACCUUCAUGAAGUAAUCUUGCUGGAUGAUUUCAGCGACAGAGCUGGACUUGGCCAAGAGCUCUCAGACUAUGUCGCAAAGACGUGGCCAGACGGCGUUGUACGCGUAGUCCGCACGAAGGAGCGCAGUGGUCUCAUCCGGGCUAGACUCGCGGGUGCCCGCGCUGCGACCGGUGAUGUGCUUAUAUUCCUUGACUCGCACUGUGAGGCUGCACCUGGCUGGAUAGAACCGCUUUUAGCACGUAUAAAGGAAGACAGAACAGCCAUUCUCUGUCCAGAGAUUGACAACAUUGAUAAGAACACACUUGAUUACGGUGGUACCGGAUCUUUCUCCGUUGGAGGAUUCUGGUGGAGUCUACACUUUGCUUGGCGGCCCAUGCCAAAACACGAGUCUGAUCGACGAAAGUCAUCGGUUGAUCCUAUUAGAUCACCAACCAUGGCAGGAGGACUGUUUGCUGCGGACCGCAAAUAUUUCUUUGAGAUAGGGGCGUAUGAUGAGGGCAUGGACGUGUGGGGCGGGGAAAACCUUGAAAUAUCUUUUAGGGUGUGGAUGUGUGGAGGUAAGCUGGAGUUCAUUCCCUGCUCCCGUGUGGGUCACAUCUUCAGAUCCAGUCACCCGUAUACAUUCCCAGGCAACAAGGACACGCAUGGUAUCAACUCUAUGCGUCUUGCUGAGGUGUGGAUGGACGAGUACAAGCGACUAUUCUAUAUGCAUCGCCGGGACCUCUCAGUGAGAGCUAUUGAUUAUCCUGUAUUCUAUAUGCAUCGCCGGGACCUCUCAUUAAAAGAUGCUGGUGAUUUAACAGAACGUAAGCUGUUGCGAGAGCGGUUGAAAUGCCACAGUUUUAAGUGGUACCUCGACAAUGUGAUACCUGAAAAAUUCAUUCCAGACGAAAAUGUGCGGGCGUAUGGAAUGGUGAGAAAUCCAGGCUCCAACCUGUGCCUUGACACGCUGGGCAAAGAUGAGAAGACGGUGUUUGAUAUAGGCGUCUUCUCAUGCCAGGGUGGGGCCAGCGCAAGUGAGGUGUUUUCAUUGAGUAAGGAUGACCAUCUACGUAGAGAAGACGGCUGUAUGGGGACGUCUGGGAAGAAUGGCGACAAAAUAGCACUCAGUACAUGCGUUGACAGUAAUGAUCAGAAAUUUAAACAUGACAAGGACAAAGGUACUAUAGUGCAUGUAGGAAGUGGCAGGUGCCUGGACGUUGCAGAAGAAAAGUCAGGUGGAAACAUCAGAGUUCGAGACUGCAAUGGCGGGGAUGCACAGAAAUGGUCCAUCGAGCAUUAUUUGACAUAGUAGUGUGCCUUCCAUGUAGACAAUAUAUACAUUUGUGAUCUGUUAUGCUUUUGCAUUCCUUUCUGUAUACAUUCCAUUUGUUGUUAAGGAAUUAGUAGGACAUCAACAGGAGCUUCAAAUCAAGCAUGAUGUAAACGGUCAAUCUAGUUUUUAAUUGGUAAAUGGAGGAGUAUUAAAUACCUUAAAAGAUAAGAAAUACUUAACCAGUUUAUAUAGGUUAGAUGUUGUUUUUUUCAAAGAAAAAAAUAUAGGACUGUAUUUCUCUUUUGUGAAUCAUGCUGAUCUAUCAUUAUUUUUUAUGUUACCGUUUCUCUAUACAUAUACAUGAAUUAAAUUGCUCUGAGAACCGUUUCUUUAAAUGCUACAAUCAAAAUCUGUCAAAGUUAUGCAUUGGUUUGUAUGGUUACAUUCAUAUAUCUGUGUGUUGUAGAUGUUUUUGCCUUAUAGAUUAUUAUGAUCAAGUUAAGCAAUCAAAGUUUGUAGUUUUAUUUUUUAACGUUUUAGUACUAUUACAUGAUGGCAAUUUAUAAGAGAUGAUUUUACUUUUGUAUACUGCCAAGUUGUUUGGAUCUUUGGCUUUUGGUUUAGAUACCAAUUUAGACUGUGGUGCAAAAGACAUACAGACCAAAGGCUCCUGGAUAAAAGCCCAAUCUUUGUGUUUUAACAUCCCGAAAAUAAGCCCAAAAGAAUUAAUUCAUUAUGUUAAAGCUAUCAAAAUUAAAAUCUUGACUAAGAUUUUUUGAAUUAUUGUUUUAUUAAUGGAUAAUCAUCAUUUGAAAUCAGUAGAAUAAUAAAGCUUUGUAAUGCUUUUCCUCAAUAUAGCGUUUUUGCGGUAAGACACUACAGCCUGCAUUGCGCAGUGGUAGCACGCUUAUUGUUUCAGAGGGUCUAGUUUUAUAUCAUAGGGACAGCAAUAUAAUUUAUUCAUCAGUUUUUUACUUUUUUGUAAUUUGUAAAGACUAUUCAAGACAUUAAAUAAUUAUUUUUAGUAAUCACAUUUGAUGAUAUUUUUCGUAUACAAUAAUCUGUUAACAAGUUCCUUCAAGGAAAAUUAUAACUUGCACUAAGUGGGCAAAUUAAAAAUAAAAUUAAAUAAAAAAGAAACCUCACACAAAUGAGUCCUGUUAUUUGGGUCAUGUAAUGCAUAUAUGUUUGAGUGCUAGAGGGUAUUUGUCCAGGUGACAUAACUGAGGUUGCCAAUCGGGACAUUGUUAUCUGGGAAACACAUUAACUCAUCAUUACUUGAGGUCUCUUAAGGUACUUAGUAUUAUGUACAUAUGUGUCUUUGAGAUUCUCUAUAUUUACUUUGUGGGUUUUGGUACUGUGUGAAUGAGAUAUACAUGCCUGUGUGAGUGUUAUACAUAUUACAGUAGUUGGAAUGUAAGUUGAAUAAGUAACACAUUUGUAAUUGUAAUCCAUUAUACACAGAACAGUACAUAGUUAGGCUCAAUCUUUAAAUUAUUAGCUCACCUGAUCAUGUACGAUUUAGUGCUAAUGGUUAGCUAUUAUGGUCUGUCUAUUUUAGCUCUUCAUUACCACUCGUAGAGGCGGCAGUUUUCAUCCAAUCUUGAUAAAACUUGCUCAUAAUGUUUAUUUGACAAUAUAUAGGCCAAGUUAAUUUCUAGGUCACAUGCAUCAAGUAGCUAGGUCAAUAGGUCAAAUCUAAGGAAAACCAUGUACAACUGUAGAAGCUACAUUUACUCAAUUUUUGAAACUAUGCAAGCAUGUUUUUUCUUGACAGUAUUUAGGUAGAGAUUGAAUCUGGGUCAAACAAACGAAAUGGUUACUUGGUGUAAUCUUAGAUAAACCUUGUGGUCAUGUAGGUCAUGUGUGUUCAAAAUAAUAGGUCACUAGGUUGAAUCUUAGAAAAUCUUUGUAACCAUUUUAUAGGCCACAUUUAUGACUCAAUCUUGAUGAAACAGUGCAAGAAUGUUUAUCUUGAAAAUAUAUAGGCAGAUUUUUUUAAAUCUUGGUCACAUGGGUUCAAAAACUAGGACACCUGGUCAAAUCUGGGAAAAACAUUGAUACCACUCUAAAGGCCUCAUUUUUUACUCAAUCUUGAUGAAAAUUGGUCAAAAUGUUACCAUGACAAUGUCUAAACCACAUUUGAAUCUGAGUCAUGUGCAUCCAAUAAAUAAAUCACAAUGUCACAUUUAUUGCUCAAUCAUGAUGAAACUUGGUCAGAAUGUUUAUCUUGCCAAUAUUAAUGCCAUGUAUGACUUUGGAUCAAUUGAUUUAAAGCCUUAGUCACCAGAACAAGUAUUUGACAAUCAGAACACCUGGAACUCAGAUGAAUGCUUCUGGACCAUCAUGACCCUCCUGUUAUUUGGUAACAACUUAGAAUAUUCCAUUCAAGUAUAAAAUUCCAUUCAAGUAUCAAUCACAAUGGUCGUGUUGGUAACAACUUAGAAUAUUCCAUUAAAGUAUCAAUCACAAUUGUCGUGUUGGUAAUAACUCAGAAUAUUCCAUUAAAGUUCAAUCACAAUGGUUGUGUUGGUAAUAACUUAGAAUAUUCCAUUAAAGUAUCAAUCACAAUGGUCAUGUUGGUAAUAACCCAGAAUAUUCCAUUAAAGUUCAAUCACAAUGGUUGUGUUGGUAAUAACUUAGAAUAUUCCAUUUAAUUAUCAAUCAAAAUGGUCUUGAUGUUUUCAAUAUAAUGUUUUUGAAAGGUUUCGUGAUUAGCUUUAUUUUGAGGUAAACUUAUAAUAUAUGGUACCUUAAUAUUAGGAAAUUUAUGUUAUUUGUUAUGUAAAUCAUUUUUGUUCUGUUAAAGAACUUGUUACAUUUCCAUUUCAUCUUUCAUAUUAUUUACAAGUGCAUGCCAUGUACUUAUAUUUCGCAAUUGACUGGUAAAUGUGUAUUUGUGUGAAUCGGUAUUGCUUGUAGUUUGUAAGAUAAAUGUGGGAAUUACAUUUAGUUUUAGUGGGUCACAUUUUGUUUCAACAUAAUUUAUUCUUCACGAAAUUUCGUUGUUGAAGUGGGUUAACAUACAUGUCUAGUUUAUGUUUCGUUGAGAGUUAUAUCCUAUUGCAUAAUUAUAUAUAUUUGAAUUUUAGAAGGAUUUGCGUCUAAAGCAAUAAACUAGUAAACUAGUUAAACAAA
Molecule: messenger RNA, 4919 nt
Organism: Dreissena polymorpha
Lineage: Eukaryota; Metazoa; Mollusca; Bivalvia; Myida; Dreissenidae
Product: probable N-acetylgalactosaminyltransferase 9
Exons: 11
Coding region: 66-1817 (583 amino acids)
Cellular component (GO): Golgi apparatus
Source: RefSeq, a predicted model, not a curated record